AAGGAGAGAGCUGUUAGUAUAUUUCACUCAAAAUCAUGAAUGCUGAAAUGGGAAAAAGUGGCAUCUUAACCCAUUUUCAGCUAAACUGCAUUUACAAGACGAAGGCAAAAGUGGGUCUUUGAUAAUUCAUGGUAUGGUCCGCUGCAAUGAUCCUCAUGAAGAGUUGCUCCUGUUUUUUGCCAAGGCUCUUUGCCUGAAAGUCAUCCAUUGCUUUGGGUCUUUGCCAAUCAUUUUUUAUUCUGUUUUUUUUUUUUAUAUGAAAAAUCUAUUCUCAAUAGCCCUUUCAAGUUCACAAAUUGGUGGUUCCAAAGUCCCAGAAAUGGCCUUGCUUUUUCCCCAAAUGAAACAAAGUAGUAAUGACCCAAAGUUGAAUCAGACAUAUGCAAGCAUGUCUGUCGAAAAACAUGGUGCAUGCAGCAGAUAUAUUCUGAUUGCCCGACUGGAGAAUGGAGAUAGAAGAAGGGAGGUCGAGUGAGUAAAAGAGAAAGAGAUUCCCCCAUCAAUUGUUAGCAAAUCCAUGCACCAAAAUUAACAGAGGAGAUCCCUUUUCCACCAGAGAAAGAUGCCCUGCAUCAUCAUCACCAUCAUCAUGGCUUUUGUCUUGGCUUGCUUAGCUACAAGGUACGUUUUGUAGUAUUGCCACCAGGCUAUAUUUCAGCUCAUUUCGUGUAUAACUCCUUCAACUUUUAUGGUCAUGACUCAUGACCAUACUUCACAGAUCGCAUUGCAGGUGCCACCACAGAGAGAGAGAGAGAGAGAGAGAGAGAUGGAAGAGGGUGCUGUGCCUGGAGGGGAAAGUAACAAGAAACUAAAACUCAUGCAAGGUGAUGGUUCAAGUACUUCUUCUUCAGGAAAUGCAUCGGAGUUGGAGGCCCUAAGGAAAGAGCUUGAGCAGAAAAACUUUAAGAUUCAAGAGCUAAAAAGACAAAUUGAAGCAACUAAGCAUCGUCUGGAAUUAGGAAAGAAAAAAGUUCCAGAGGAGCAAAUGGAAGUGCUGAAGAGCUUGAUCAAGAAAUACAACAGCAUAAGAGAGGAACAUGAAGCAUUGUUGGCCGACAAGUCUAGGAAGAUAUAUUAUAAGUAAACAAAGGCAGCAAGCAUGCAUCUUAAUUAGUUUCAAAUUAAUAGAUCGA
Messenger RNA from Juglans regia (Persian walnut), 1133 nucleotides. RefSeq lists its product as uncharacterized. The transcript has 3 exons. Bases 689 to 1084 code for a protein of 131 amino acids. The record is from RefSeq and is a predicted model, not a curated record. Lineage: Eukaryota; Viridiplantae; Streptophyta; Magnoliopsida; Fagales; Juglandaceae.